GUCCGAUAUAGGCAUGUUGGCACUGGACAGUAACCCAUCAUAUAACCACCAUUGUGGACUUUUUUGGAAUCAAAUCAGUUGCUGCUUCCCCCAUUAUGGACGCCGUUUCGAAGAAGGAAGUAAAGGCUCUCCGGCUAGCUAACAAUGUCUGGAGUGACAAGUACUUUGCCAUUGCCAUCGGGGCGAUGAUGGUGCUUGCUAUUGUCUGUCACUGGGCAACGGUUUUCUACUUCCGUGGCAGAUGCAGAGAUAUUCGCGUGGGCAGACUGUAUCAGUAAGAGGAACAUCAUGAUCUCAGCGAGCAAAUGGUUAAUCUGAUGCAGUAAGAUUUGCUGUCGCUUGUCGGCCCCAAUUCCACUUGUCCGGGUUGCAUCGGGCAGGGCUUUGCUGUAUACCAUAUACUGGAGCAUCAACCUGAUCCUGGCUUUGACCAAUGUCGAGUUGGAGAAUCCUUCAUAUGUCGGUGCUUAACCCUAACCUUGACUUGAUGGAGACAAAUGCUGACUGCCAUGGCCGCUGGAUAGGUUGCGAAACGGUUUGGCUGGUAUGCCAUUCUGCCC
This is a messenger RNA of Aspergillus wentii DTO 134E9, 560 nucleotides long. RefSeq lists its product as uncharacterized. The coding region runs from base 96 to 278 and encodes 60 amino acids. The record is from RefSeq and is a predicted model, not a curated record. The transcript is spliced from 2 exons. Lineage: Eukaryota; Fungi; Ascomycota; Eurotiomycetes; Eurotiales; Aspergillaceae.